AUGACUGCCGCAGGCUCCUUUAUCAGAUGGGGUCUCAUCCUCCCCCUCAUAGUCGUUGUCUUUGCAGUCGCAUACCGCCUUCAACAGCCACUCACAGCUUCAGAAAACGAAAACCCUGUCACAUACUGUUACAAGUCUAUCCGGACUCAUGAUCCUGAACAGGUUGAAGCUCAAUGCUUUACUGUCACUGAUGGAGUCUUUACAGCUGUCGGUUCAAGUGAUGCUGAUCAAACAACAAUGGAUGGCCAUGUAAUCCCAGGACUUUGGGACGGACAUGGCCACUUGCUUCAGUACGGAGAGUUUCUACAUUCUGUUGAUUUGUUUGGGGCCCAGUCUCUGGAUGAAGUGCGAACCAGAAUCAAGAGCUAUAUCUCCGAAAACCCAGGAGCUGGUUCCAAGGAUAAUUGGGUUCGUGGUGUUGGAUGGGAUCAGACAUUCUUUGGUCGGAUGCCAACAGCUGCCGAUAUAACACAAGACCCAGAACUCAGCAACGUGUACCUCAUGCUUGACCGCAUAGACGUUCACUGCACCUGGGUCUCGCAGCCUGUCCUAGACCUUCUCCCAGCAGACCUCCCAGAAGUAAUUCCAGGAGGUGAAAUAAUCCGCGACCCUGGCUUUGGGGUUUUCUGUGACAAUGCCAUGGAUUUAGUCAUUUCCAUCUGGCCCCAGCCGGGUCGGGACUUCAAAGCUCACACGAUUAAAACUGCCAUGAAAAAGCUCAACGAGGUUGGACUUGUGGGUAUGCACGACGCUGGGUCAACACCCGAAACUCUAACCAUGUACAACGAAUUGUCCUCGAGUGACGACUGGACUCUUCGUGUGUACGCCAUGUUGGAAUGCCCCCAGCGUAACUCAUACUGUCCAGACGAAGCUGUCAAGUUUGCUCGGGAUGACGACCGUUUUGCGGUUCAAAGCGUCAAACUAUUUGCAGACGGAGCCCUGGGUAGCUGGGGAAGUGCACUUCUCGACCCAUACUCGGAUCAUCCUUGGACAUCAGGCUCCCUCCUCAUCAAUGCCUCUGCCCUCACCGAUGUGACCAAGCGCUGGGCCGCGGAUGGCUACCAGGUCAACAUCCAUGCUAUUGGUGACCUUGCAAACCGUAAUGCCGUCGACGCCCUCGAGGCAGCUCUUGUUCAACAGUGCCUCAACGAGGCCACUGCCCAAGGCGCUUCUCCUUCAACACCUGGCCAAUCCUCGCACGACUCUCAGGAUCAGAUUGAAGCUCGUGCAGCUUGUCAGUCCCGGCAUCGCUUCCGUAUCGAGCAUGCACAGAUCAUCCACCCGGAUGACCAAAAACGUAUUCUCUCCCUUGGAAUCAUUCCCUCUAUCCAACCCACACAUGCAACAUCGGAUAUGAAGUACGCGCAAUCGCGCCUAGGCAAAGGCCGCGUUUCAUCCUCCGCCUACCGCAUGCGUUCUCUUCUUUCUGCCCGUCCUGUCCUUGGCAGCGAUUUCCCUGUUGAACCCCCCAACCCAUUCCAAGGCAUCUAUGCCGCCGUAGCACGUCGUAGUCCCCAUACCGGUCGUGGAACCGACGAAAGUCCUGAUGGCUGGCACACAGACGAAGCCUUGAGUUUGGAUGAGGCCAUGUGGGGGUUCACUGGAGCUCCUGCUUGUGGCGCCUUUCUUGAUGGUCGUGCUGGUGUGAUUCGUGAGGGCGCUUUGGCUGACUGGGUUGUUCUCGAUAAGCCCAUAGAAUCUUAUGAAAUUGAAGAAUUACGGUCACUGAGAGUGAAGGAGACUUGGGUGGCCGGGAAGAGAGUGUACACCCGAUCUGAUGAUGAUUGA
Messenger RNA from Fusarium graminearum PH-1, 1788 nucleotides. RefSeq lists its product as uncharacterized. The record is from RefSeq and is a predicted model, not a curated record. The transcript is spliced from 3 exons. Lineage: Eukaryota; Fungi; Ascomycota; Sordariomycetes; Hypocreales; Nectriaceae. Gene Ontology annotation, molecular function: hydrolase activity, acting on carbon-nitrogen (but not peptide) bonds. The coding region runs from base 1 to 1788 and encodes 595 amino acids.